Molecule: messenger RNA, 900 nt
Organism: Malania oleifera
Lineage: Eukaryota; Viridiplantae; Streptophyta; Magnoliopsida; Santalales; Ximeniaceae
Exons: 2
Coding region: 1-900 (299 amino acids)
Source: RefSeq, a predicted model, not a curated record
AUGGUGAACUUAAAUUUUCUUGAUCAAAUGAUUGUUUGGGUCAUGGAGUGUGUCACGACUACUUCUUUCUCUAUUUCACUUAAUGGGAGAUUAAAUGGAUUUUUCAAAGGCAGGAAGAGGCUUAGGCAGGGUGACCCUUUGUCUCCUUUGCUCUUUGUUAUCUGUCUGGAGUACCUGUCCAGGCUCCUAAAGUCCCUGGAGGGCAAAUUCAGAUUCAAGUUCCACCCCAAAUGUAAAGAACUAAAGAUCACCCACCUGGUUUUCGCUGAUGACCUUAUGUUGUUCUCAAAUGGAAUCAAAGAGGGAAAGUUUCCUUUUAAAUACUUGGGGAUACCAUUGCUGGCUUCCAAAUUGAAUGUUGUCCAUUAUAGGCCACUGGUUGAUCGAAUUGCUGGGUGGUUCAAGGGGUGGCCUAGCAACAAUCUUACCUAUGCUGGUAGAUUAGAAAUAAUUAAAUCUAUUGUCCAAGGCUUUGAAUGUUUUUGGCUUGCUAUUUUCCCCAUUCCACUGAAUGUCCUAAACCAUAUAAUUAAACUUUGCAGAGCAUUUUUGUGGGGUGGCAGGAGGAAGCCUUUGGGUGCCUGGAGUGAAGUCUGUAAACCAAAAGAUGAAGGAGGUUUAGGAGUUUUUGACCUCAAGACUUGGAACAGAGCACUUUUGACAAAAGCACUAUGGAAUAUACAAGCUAAGAAGGAUAGUCUUUGGACAAAAUGGAUUCACCAAUGUUACUUGAAGGAUACUGGAAUCUGGUAUGCUGCAACCAAAAAAAAAGACUCUUCCCUCUUCAAAAGAUUAGUUGACAUUAAAGAUCAACUUGUCCAAAAAGCUAGAAGUGUGGCUGCAGCUAUUGAAAAGAUGCAAAGAAUGGGGAAUGAAUCUUACAUGUUUUAUGAGUUCUAG